Microthlaspi erraticum is the source of this 252-nucleotide messenger RNA. The record is from the annotation of a GenBank genome assembly. Lineage: Eukaryota; Viridiplantae; Streptophyta; Magnoliopsida; Brassicales; Brassicaceae.
AUGGAAGAGUCUGAUGCAGAGGAGUAUGUCUACUCUGAGGAAGAGUCUGAGAAGGAGAGUGAUGGCUCUCCAAGUGAAGAAGAGGGUGAAGAGGUCAAUCAAGAGGUUCAUGGAAGUGAGCAUGAGAGUAACCAAGAUGAACCAUGGAGGAGGCUGAGCCACAAGAGGAGGAAGAAGAACUCCCCAUGUACCAAGAGCACUACAAUGCUCUCUUCUCCAUGGACUUUGUGGAACCAAGUACCCACAUGUUGA